This is a messenger RNA of Suillus fuscotomentosus, 1497 nucleotides long. RefSeq lists its product as uncharacterized. The transcript has 6 exons. The record is from RefSeq and is a predicted model, not a curated record. The coding region runs from base 1 to 1497 and encodes 498 amino acids. NCBI's taxonomy places the organism in Eukaryota, Fungi, Basidiomycota, Agaricomycetes, Boletales, Suillaceae.
AUGUCCUCCUCGAAUGCAAACAUCGCCGCCACUAACAAGGCCUUCAGCGAUGCCGCUGACAAGAUUGAGCACCUUCUGGGCCAAGCUUGGCAAUUAGAUGCCGGCGAUCCUGAACAUCUCACUAUAGCGAUGGAGAUGGGCAGGGCUUUGACCCAGGCAAUGAUGUCUCACGGCGGGAGUGUUACCGUGCUCUCGCCACUAAUUUUGUCGGCUGCUGCAGAACUGCAGCAGCACAUGAAUGCAUCCAGGACUGGUCUCACCGGCACACCCGCUUGGGGAAACAUUCGAGGUGACGAUAUCCGCAUCAAAACUCACCCUUUGUUCCCUUCCACCAGGAACUACCAGCGGAGCCCUUCAGCCUCAGCUUCUCCGCCACGCCCGGGCCCAUCUCAGCUCAGCAAGCGGCCUGCGAUGGAGGAGCCUGAGGAACGCAGGCGAGGCAUUGAGCGCGGGAAACAUCCCUGUGCCUCAAGUGCUCGGAGCCGCAGCCGCCCAGCCAUGUCCAAGCGGCAGCGGCAGAAGUCAAAGGCCAUCAUUACCAGUGACGAUGAACUUGAAGAAGAGGAACCGGCGAGUCCGGUGAUUACAACCAAUAAAAAGGCACGCCGUGCCUAUGUUGAAGUGGACACCGAAGAAGAAACGGAAGAUGAUGGCGAUGAGGAAGACGCUGUGGAGCCGCCGAGGAAGAUUACCGCCGCACCUGUCGCCAAGCCGAUGACUUCAGGUCCAGAUCUCAUGGAGGAUGAGUUCGCCAAUACGAUGACGGAAGCCUAUCACAAGGACCACGGCGGAAAGUUGCGCAUGUGCACGCUUUGCAGCCGCCUGAAGAUUCGAUGCGGAGGCAAGGGCUCCGAGGCGCCGAAAAUGAAGCCGAAGUCGGUGAUGGCACGGUGCACACGCUCCCAAUCUUGGCGCCGUCACUCGCCACCACCUGCCCCAGCUGCUUUUGUUGCUCCGGCAGCCAGCCAGGAGCAGCUACCUCCCCCACAAGUUGAGAUCUGGGCUAAGCCAGCCCCUCCCAGCAUCCCUAAUCAGGAGAUGCAGGAUCUCCGCGACAAGGUUGCUGGCCUUCGGGCCACCGUUGAAACCUUGCUGCAGCAAGUUGCCAAUGGCGACCGGCAAUUUCGGGAGAGUUUGGCAGCACAGGACCGACGCGCCGAUCUGCUGGAAGCUGAGUUAGAAGUCCUCCGCCAACUUGUUGUGUCGGCAACUGCUCAGCCUGCUGCUGGCACUGACCCCCUCGAUGUGCCGCCUGGUGAGCAAACACCUCCGGCACUAACCACUCAGCCUCCCCCCGACACUCCAGCCAGUGAUAUGCAGCCGGGCACUGAACCUUCGUCAGCGCCCACUGAGGACACAUCUAUCCCGUUGGGCGCCACACCUGCCGGUACCUCCAUCGAGGCCAAUGUUGAACUGGCCACUGGUCCGGCGACGCCUCACGCUGAGAUUGCUUGUUUGCUGGUAGCCAUGAAGGCCGCCGAUGAUGCCAUUAUGUAA